Ogataea angusta is the source of this 1989-nucleotide messenger RNA. RefSeq lists its product as uncharacterized. Gene Ontology annotation, molecular function: glycerophospholipase activity; metal ion binding. Lineage: Eukaryota; Fungi; Ascomycota; Pichiomycetes; Pichiales; Pichiaceae. The transcript has a single exon. Bases 1 to 1989 code for a protein of 662 amino acids. The record is from RefSeq and is a predicted model, not a curated record. Gene Ontology annotation, cellular component: cytoplasm.
AUGAAAUUCUUCUUCACUAUACGACGGUAUUCGACCCCGUCGUCUGCCAUUCGCUGGUUCUAUGCCACAGAUGUCCCUGUUUCCAAGCCCAGAGGUUUCAAUUACAAGCAAACCGUACGGCCCAAGAAAUUCAUCCCGUUUGCUAGGACCGACUCUGAUAAUCUGGAGGCAGCAUUCCGUGCCUGGAAAAACGGUGGAAGUUCUAAGGAGGUGGCGGUGAAUGAGGACCAAUUGUUCGACUGCAACCUGGAGAAGAUGAUCAUGCGGCCGGCCUAUUGGGAGGGUCCUGCUUACGAGAUACGCAGAGGACUCUGGUUCCUAGACAAUAUGCCGCUUCCGGCGCCAAUUGCGGACCAGUUGGAGCAGAAGUACACGGAACUGGGCCCGUUCAACGAGCCCCGGGCUUCCGACGAGCCCGUGACGGCGGCAAUCGUGUCGGAGGUGAGUUUGUACGAGCAAGAAGGGAAGAAGUGGCCGUUCGAAGAGGCGACCGAUUUCGAGAAAGAGGACAAGAUCGCCGUGUUCAAGGACCACAAAACGGCGUUCAUGAUCUCCAAAGACUCGAAAGUCGGCAAGCUCCAGAUCAAAAACUUCUACAAGCUGCCGGCACAGCAGGUCCUGGGCGCAGACACGGUCACUAGGGGGUACGAGAAAGCUGAGGCGAAGAAAACAGAGGAGGGCUCUGAGGAAAAGAUGGACGAAGAGAAAGACCUGCUGACGUCGUGGAUGAAGAGCUGGACGGGCCAGGCCAGCAACGAGCGGUUCCAGAAAGACAUGGAGGCAGAUUACACGAACCCGAAUUUCAUAGCCAAUUCCGGCGACCGAGAGGUGGACCAUCUGAUCUUGUGCAUCCACGGCAUCGGGCAAACGCUGAGCUACCGGUUCACGUCGAUCAACUUCGCCCACGACUGCAACAACAUGAGAAGACAGUUCAAGCAGCUCUUCACCCAUAAUCCCAAAUACGUGAAGAUGGCCUACUCUGAAGAUGAAAUUGCGCGGCACAAAAAUGACGGAAAACUUAGCAACUGCAAGGUGCAGGUGCUGCCGAUCAUCUGGCGGUCCGACGUGGACUUCUCGCUAGAUAAGGUGUUCGACGAAUACGAGCCGGACGGACAUGCGCGGCUGCCCACGCUGAACCAGAUCAAUAUCGAUGCAAUCACACCACUGCGGCAUCUAGCAGCAGACGUGGUUAUGGACAUUUUGCUUUUUUACGAGCCCCGUUUCAAGCAGCAGAUUCUGUCCAGCGUCGUCAAAUACGCCAAUGCCAUCUACGACAAGUAUGUGGAGCGCCAUCCGCAGUUCGAUGGCAAGAUAUCCCUGCUUGGUCACUCGCUAGGCUCUGCCAUCUGUCUGGACAUUCUGUGCUCCCAGCCAGACUCUCCUGAGUACAUCGACCCUGAAAAGCACCUCAAGUUCCCAGUGGAGAACUUCUUUGGACUCGGCUCGCCGAACGGCGUGUUCAAGCUUAUCCAGGGCCACAAUAUCCGGGCCCGCGAUAGCGCAAACCACGAAAACGUGAGCUCUCCGAAAGUCGGCAACUACUACAAUAUAUUCUACCCCACGGACCCGGUGGCAUACAGAGUCGAGCCCCUCGUGCACUCUUUGCUUGCAGGCGUCAAGCCCAAAACUAUUUCUUUUGAGGACGACAGCCUCAACUCGCAGAUCCAGUCUCUUGCCGAACUGCCAAACAACCUGAUCAACAACGAGUACUUGCGUCGUGCUAUCAAUUUUGCAGGACUGGGCGAUGUUGCCCAACUCGGCGAGAAGCAGGAUAAGAUUCUGAAGCCUACCGAGCAAAAAGAAAUCCCCGAUAACGUCAAGAAGCUGCUGGAAGGGCUGAACCGCACGGGACGUGUGGACUACUCGCUGCCGCAGGGCUACUUCGACAUCGACCUGUUCAACGCGGUGGGGUCGCACAUCCAGUACUUUGACGACCGCGACGUGGUUGGAUUUCUGCUCACGCAGCUGUGGCCGUCAAAGAAGCAGUAG